Molecule: messenger RNA, 1689 nt
Organism: Morone saxatilis (striped sea-bass)
Lineage: Eukaryota; Metazoa; Chordata; Actinopteri; Moronidae
Product: coiled-coil domain-containing protein 177
Exons: 1
Coding region: 1-1689 (562 amino acids)
Source: RefSeq, a predicted model, not a curated record
AUGGAGCAGCUGAGGUCCACCUCUCCAGGGCUUCAUUUGGACCUGAACAACUUUGACUCGGCCGAUGCGCAGAGGAGCCCAUUUGUUUUAACAAGCCCCCGCUCGCUGCAGUCCUGUGCACGUCUGGGUGUCAAACCUGUUGAACUUCUGAUUAAAUCCCUGAACGAGCUGAUUGCUGAACAGAAUGAUGCGCCCUUCGAGGCGGUGAGAGUUAUGCAUGAAACCUACGAAAGGGAGAGAAAGAAGCUUUUGCAAAUGUGCCGGGAGGAGAGGGAGAGGAUUAUCCAGGCGGCUGGGGACAGGUGGCCAGGUGGUGAGAGUAAAGGCCUGGAAGUGGUCCCUGAAACCAAAGAUCUCUCACCGGGGUCCAUCCCAUAUGCAGAUCUGUGCAUUAGAGGGAAAUCUAUAAGCAGGUCCUCCUGUUCGGUUGCUGGUACCAAACACCCGGACAGGAGCACAAUCUGCAGCUUCAGCCUGGGAGACCUCCGGCACUCCCCGGCGACUGAGAUGCAACUGGAGAGGCUCACUAAGGACAUCAGGAAGGAGAUGUGUGUCACUGUGCCGGAGAGAGACCGCAAGAUAGCAGCUCUCAUGCUGGUGAAGCACGAGGAGGAGCAGGCCUCCCUGAAGCUCUCCAAGCAGGAGGAACAGGAGCGCCAGGAGGCCCGCAGGCAGGAGGAGAACCAGCGGGCUGAGGCAGAGAAGAAGAGGAGGAAGAAACUGAAGCAGAACAUGCAACGGUGGCGUGGGGAGCUGGAGGCCCGCAGGAGGCUGAGGGAGCUACGGGAGGAAGAGAGAGCCCGAGAACGUGAGCAGGAGGUGCUGCUGCAAGAAGACAGGUGGAGGAGGCUGAAGGAGGAGGUGGAGGCAGAACGCAGGGAAAAGAUAGAGGCGGCACAGAAAGAGGCAGAGGGGCGCAAACGCUGCCAGGAGAAGCUGCUGAGAGAGAGGGAGGAAGGGGAGAAAAGGGAGCGAGAGAGGGAGAGACAGGCAGCAGAGGUGAAGGACCAGAAUGCCAGGAGGAGCAAAGUGUCGCAGGAGAAGAAGGAGAAGAAGAGGCUGGAGGAGGGGAAUCGCAAGGAGCUGCUCCGGCACGUACUGCUGAAACAGCAGGUGGAGCAGCAGGUGGAGGAAGAGGAGGCGCAGAUGAGGAGCACCCUGGAGAAGAAGCUGCAACACUCCUGCGAGAUACGUGCCCGGGCCGUAGAGGCACGGCAGAGGGAGCUGCAGGAGCGGGCAGCCCAGGAGGAGGAGCAGAUCCAGAGGGCGCGCCUCAGGGCCGAGCUGCAGAGCUUCCAGCAGCUCACACACAAACAGAUCCUGGUGCAGCUGAGCCAGCGGCGCAUGGAGAGAGCCGCCCUGCACACCUCGGCCCGGCACAGGGCCAGAGCCCAGCAGACACACGAGCACAACCGACACAGGCAGCUCUGCCACCAGAGGCUGAGAGAGAGGAUGCAGAGAGAGGAGGAGGCGAUGAGGAAGGUCAGAGAGAGCUGCAUCUCCGUGAAGGAGUGGAAGAGGGAGAGGCUUCGGAUGCAGCGGGAGCAGAUACAGGAGGAGGCGCACAGGCUGGCUUUGGCCUCCUUUCACAUGAGGGAGAGAGUGAGACAGCAGACGCACAGAAGAACCUUUGAUCAGAUGGCUCUGGAGGCUCAGCUGACUGCCUCCAUGCACCACAUGAAACUAUGA